CUGAUCCAUUGUGAAGACGUGUCCUGUGUCCUACAUAAACCUCUUGUGUUUGGACCACUCACCUCAGCUUUUACUUCUCAUUGUGAUACAUCGCUGACAGUUUUUUGGGAUGUGAAGUGAAACAUGCCAAGGAGGUUUGGGAUCGCCCCCAGUCUUUAGGGAUGAGAGCUGGCACGUCCCACUGUCCCUUAAUGCAUCUUAAUCUAAUAUAGCCUGCAGCAUCUUUGCAUUUUGGAGGGCCAUGCAUUGCCUGAGAAGGAAGCGGCUGCAGUUGAGGCGAGUCUUGUUCCUCCUCACUGGCGUCUUCAUGUGCACCCUGUACCAGCUGACCAUCAGCGACAGACGCUACGAGACUUUGCCUUUGCCGCAGUUUAGAGACGCUUUCGCCGAGGGUUCGGCCGCUUGGGUGGAGGAUGUUGCAGGCGAGAGUCGAGAAAAGAGCUCCCUGGUGCAAUCGGAGGUGAAAAAUCAAACGACACCAGAACCUCACACGGUGACCACGUCUCCCAACACAACUGAUAAAGCUGAAACACCACCUGGAGCCACCACUAAUAGAACUAUUGUGCACUGCAUAUUCGUGCCCCCUGAACCCAAGGAGGAGCCCCCCAACACACCAUCGCCUCCUACUGACACUCCUCACGUUAAGGGGGAGUACCCUGAAGAUCUAUUCUCAGUGGAGGAGCGGCGGCAAGGCUGGGUGGUCCUCCACAUCCUUGGCAUGGUCUACAUGUUUGUGUCCCUGGCUAUCGUGUGCGACGAGUUCUUCGUCCCCGCUUUGGGCGUCAUCAUAGACAAGUUGGCCAUCUCUGAUGAUGUUGCAGGAGCUACUUUCAUGGCGGCGGGAGGUUCUGCCCCCGAGCUUUUCACUUCCUUCAUCGGCGUUUUCAUAGCCCACAGCAAUGUGGGUAUCGGGACUAUCGUCGGCUCAGCGGUCUUCAACAUUCUGUUUGUGAUCGGGAUGUGCGCUUUGUUUUCCCGGGAGGUUCUUUAUCUCACGUGGUGGCCUCUAUUCAGAGAUGUUUCCUUCUACAUCCUGGACCUCAUCUUGCUCAUCAUCUUCUUCCUGGAUAAUGUCAUCAUGUGGUGGGAGAGCAUGGCGCUGGUGGCCAGUUACACCUUGUAUGUCAUCUUUAUGAAGUUUAACGCCCAAAUAGAACACCUUUUCAAGACCCAGCUUUACAAACACAAGAGCAUUGUCCGAAUUAUCACUGAAGAGGAACCUAAGGCGAUGAAUGGAGACGGUGAAGAUAAGUCCCCUCCUUCGCCAGAAGACAAGAAUUGGUUAAAGUUGAAGCCAGCUCUUCAACGUGGUGGAAGUUCUGCGUCUUUGCACAACAGCACCAUGAGGAACACCAUCUUUCAACUGAUGAUCCACACCUUAGACCCCCUGGGAGAAGGGAAAUUCAAGGACAAGGCCGAGAGUCUAAAUAAUGUUGUAAAACGGAAGACUGGCGACAAAAUAUCAUCAAAAAGUGAAGAUGAAGAUGAAGAUGAAGACGAAGAUAAGAAGCAGGAGGAGAAAGAGGCUGAAGCUGCUCCAGAGAGCGAGAAGAAGGAGGCCCCAGAAGACAAGAAGGAGGACCAGCCUGCAGAAGAGGAAGAGUCUGGGGAGGACGGCGAUGACGACGACAGCGAUGAAGACAGCGAUGAUUCCAGUGACGAUGAGAACGAGGAUGAGCCUUUGUCUUUAGAGUGGCCUGAAACUCUACGUAAACAAAUCACCUAUCUCAUCCUGCUGCCCAUCGUCUUCCCUCUCUGGCUCACUGUUCCCGAUGUCCGCAAACAGAGUUCCAGGAAUUAUUUUGCGGCCACCUUCCUGGGCUCCAUUCUGUGGAUCGGCAUCUUCUCCUACCUCAUGGUGUGGUGGGCCCAUCAGGUGGGUGAGACCAUAGGCAUCUCCGAGGAGAUUAUGGGCUUGACUAUACUGGCUGCAGGGACGUCCAUCCCUGACCUCAUCACCAGUGUGAUCGUGGCCCGUAAAGGCCUUGGCGACAUGGCCGUGUCCAGCUCUGUGGGCAGUAACAUCUUCGACAUCACUGUGGGUCUGCCGGUGCCGUGGCUCAUCUACUCGGCCAUCCACGGUUUGGUCCCGGUGGCCGUCAGUAGCAACGGGCUCUUCUGCGCCAUCGUGCUGCUCUUCCUCAUGCUCCUCUUCGUCAUCGUCUCCAUCGCGUGCUGCAAGUGGAAGAUGAACAAGGCUCUGGGCUUCACCAUGUUCCUGCUCUACUUCAUCUUCCUGGUGCUCAGCGUCAUGCUGGAGGACCGCAUCAUCAUCUGUCCUGUUUCCAUCUGAAGGGGGACACCACACUAAUAACAUAAAAUCAUGCAUUGUCAUAUUUUGGUAUCGAUAGCCACUUUUUGUUGGCUUGUAAAAUGUGAUUUUCCAAUCCAACAAAAUACAAAGUCCAAAUGAUAAAGGCACUUGUAACAUUUCUUUCAACAUCUCUUCACGAUGAAACAAAUGAAGCUCUUCAUUCAAGAUUCUUUUGACAAGCUGAAAGAAAACACUGAUGAGAGCCAAUCUCUGGUGGAUAUUAAAAGCACAACGCAAAAAUAAAACAGGACCCAAUAGAGUCAGUCAAUUACAUUGGGAUUGAAAUGUAACACUGAACAAAGAGAAAGCGAUAAAGUGCAUCUUUGGUUCAAAAAAACACUGAAAAGAAAUGUUACGGACUUAUGAAUAUAGGAGUGUCUCAACUUUGACAAACAACUGCUGCAUACAUGACAGAUGAAUGGUCGCUGUUGUUUUGAACUUCAGUGUAGAAUUAAAAUUCCAUGCAAAUCUGAUCAUAGAACACUCAUCCAUUUUCUACCGCUUAUUCCUUCUGGGUUGGCGGGGGGCGCUGGAGCCUAUCUCAGCUACAAUCGGGCGGAAGGCGGGGUACACCCUGGACAAGUCGCCACCUCAUUGCAGGGCCAACACAGAUAGACAGAGAACAUUCACACUCACAUUGUGUUUAUUUAGAAAAUAAAACAAAUAACAUAACCAUUUUAUUUUUAUGCAAUUUCAUAUAAAUAGGUGUUCAUCUUAACAAAUGAUGAAUCACAAACAGUUACAAUUGACAUAGAAAGUGAUGUUUUGGUCACAAGUGAAGGCUAAUAAUGUACAUGCUAUGAAACAAUGUAUAUUCAAAGCAAGCACACGACUUUGUUCCUUGGUUCAAACUGCAUCAAACUACAACUUUUCACUUUUGGAUCAGUGUGGAGUCAGGGCAGGGCAGGGCAGGGCAGCGCUGUUUAGUUUUAAACCUGAAACCUCGCACAUAACAUUGUACUUUGUGCAAGCAGACCUGUUUUACCGUCACUUUUGCAAUUAAAUCUACAAAACACAUCAAAUGAUGUACACAUUUACAUACCCAGUAGUGUUACAAUAUCAUCAGAAGAAUAUAGUCAUAUAUUUUCUAUGUAUUUUGAUUGUACUGUACUAAGGACAACUGUCCUCGGUGGUCCCUUACAACACAUUACAUAACAAAUCUCACAUUUAAAAAUUAUAUAGCGUUAAAACAAAUCACAUUAAAAUCUCCCUUGUGGGUUCUUUUGGUACAUUGUAAAAAAAAAAAAAAUCAUACAUGAAUAAACAUUGUGCACAUCGAUGACUUGAGUGUUCCCUUUCUAAUGACCAUUACGAUCUACUUCAGGGGUCCCAAAACUACAGCCUUGUUCACAAGUCCCAAGUUGAUAAUUGACAACAUUAAGUUUGAAUAAUUGCUAAUCUGAUGCCGUGUAACAGAUGAUUCUUAUAUUGUUAGUCAUUGACCGUGAGCAUCGCACUGUUUUUGAAGUGCACAAAACCAACAUGGGUACCAAUUUUAACCAACCUUUCCCAUCCAUGGAUCAAAUAAUGAAAAACCAACGCAGGAAGUUAAUACAUGUGAUACAAAACCCACAACCUGCCCACUGAACUAUGUGAACAUUAUAAAAUAUAUACAUAAUGCAGAGGAUUCUGGGAAAUAUUGUUUAUUUUCAGACCGGGCCA
Molecule: messenger RNA, 3976 nt
Organism: Nerophis ophidion (straightnose pipefish)
Lineage: Eukaryota; Metazoa; Chordata; Actinopteri; Syngnathiformes; Syngnathidae
Product: sodium/potassium/calcium exchanger 1-like
Exons: 10
Coding region: 242-2293 (683 amino acids)
Biological process (GO): long-term synaptic potentiation; long-term synaptic depression; intracellular calcium ion homeostasis
Cellular component (GO): membrane
Molecular function (GO): calcium, potassium:sodium antiporter activity; calcium channel activity
Source: RefSeq, a predicted model, not a curated record